GUAGUUUCCCGCACGGCUGUAUUUCAGCGAGGCACCCAGGUGUCAUCAUUCAAUGCUAGCUGUUAGCCUGUUUAAAGCCGCGGCCGUCAGAAGAAUUCAGAGACUAAUUUAAUUUGUGUCACUGUGACUCCUCUCAUUGAUUGCCUGGUCUGCCGAGGACGUGUCCGGUUGGUUGUCAGCGGUCUCUGAAGACAAGUUAUCUUUGGCUCCUCUGUGCUAAUCGUUAGCCAAGUGCUAACAACAGUGACAGCAACUAACUUACAUGCGUCCACCGCCGCUGUCAUUUCAAGGCAGCCGAUCAACAGGGACUCUGACGGUGAUCCCCAGCAGAUAUCAUGGAGCUACAGGCGGUGUUGAUGGCGGCUGGCGGGGGUUCACGUAUGACUGAUCUUACAUACAGUACCCCCAAACCAAUGCUGCCUGUCGGCAACAAGCCGCUUAUGUGGUAUCCCCUCAACCUGCUGGAGAGGGUGGGCUUUGAAGAGGUGAUAGUGAUCACCACCAAAGAAGUCCAAAAGAUGAUGAGCACAGAUCCCAAGAUGAAGCUGGACGUGAAGAUGAAGCUGGACGUGGUUUGUAUCCAGGAAGAUGGAGACAUGGGCACCGCUGACGCUCUCAGGCACAUCCAGCAGAAGAUCAAGACGGACAUCCUGGUGGUGAGCUGUGACCUGAUAACGGACGUGGCGCUUCACGAGGUGGUCGAUCUGUUCAGGGCCCACAAUGCAACGCUGGCCAUGCUAAUGAGCAAAAGCCACGAAUUCACAGAGACGGUCCCAGGACAGAAGGGCAAGAAAAAGACGGCUGAGCAGAGGGACUUUGUUGGUGUUGAUCAGUCAGGGAAGAGGCUGCUCUUCAUGGCCAAUGAGGCAGAUCUGGAGGACGGGUUGUCGGUUAGGAAGUCCAUCAUGAGGAAACAUCCCAGGAUGCACAUCAAAACUGGCCUAGUGGACGCUCACCUCUACUGUUUGAAAAAAGCAGUGGUGGACUUUCUCACAGAAAACAAGUCCAUCUCAUCAAUCCGUGGUGAGCUGGUACCCUAUUUGGUGCGCAAGCAGUUUUCCAAAACAGUUAACAGUCAGAAAAUAAAAGACGACGCAGAGGAUCAGUCGCAGAAGAUGAACGACGGCUCCACAAACCACGAGCUUCUUAUCUCAUCCCGUGACGAGCCCCUACUCCAGCUGGCCCAGGACCGCUCCUGCUGGAACGACCACCACGGCGACAUGAGCGAGGCCUACCACGGGGGAAAGCUGCGCUGCUAUGUUCAUAUCAUGGACGAGGGCCUGUGCUACAGAGUUAACACCCUGGCCGCUUACAUAGAGGCAAACCGACAGGCUCCGAAGCUGUUUGAGGAGCCAGCAGUCCACUCAUCUGCUGUCAUUUCUGAGAGAUGUCAGAUGGGAUCAGACAGUAUCAUCGGAGCUCUGUGCCAGGUAGCAGACAAGACCUCCAUAAAAAGGUCCACCAUCGGAAGCUCCACCACUGUAAAAGAGAAGGUCAAAGUCGCCAACUCCAUCAUCAUGCACGGCGUUACCAUCGAGGAGGGGUGUAACAUCCAGGGGAGUGUGAUCUGCAGCAAUGCCGUGAUUGGCCGGGGAGCGGACCUCAAAUACUGUCUGGUGGGAAACGGACAACGGAUCGAACCGGAGGCUGAGCGGACCAAUGAGGUCAUUGUUGGAACGGACCAGCUGAUGGAGAUCUAGAUUUUCUAAGAGAGGACAGACAUCCCCUCAUUAACUAAUCGAAGACCAGCGAAACACGGGAGGGUUCACCACCGGCCGACUGACCAACCAGAAGCCUGGACGCUGCUCGACACUUCAACUCUUUCUUCCCGUAGGCUUUUUUUUUGUACACCCAAAUAAAAACAAGUCGGCUUAAACCUA
Molecule: messenger RNA, 1880 nt
Organism: Mugil cephalus (flathead mullet)
Lineage: Eukaryota; Metazoa; Chordata; Actinopteri; Mugiliformes; Mugilidae
Gene: eif2b3
Product: eukaryotic translation initiation factor 2B, subunit 3 gamma
Exons: 12
Coding region: 336-1700 (454 amino acids)
Biological process (GO): biosynthetic process; cytoplasmic translational initiation
Cellular component (GO): eukaryotic translation initiation factor 2B complex; guanyl-nucleotide exchange factor complex
Molecular function (GO): guanyl-nucleotide exchange factor activity; translation initiation factor activity
Source: RefSeq, a predicted model, not a curated record